GUGGCAGCCCCAAACCUAAUACAAAGAGAAAUGUUAACUGGAUUGGCUGCUAGUUGAAGACGUCAGGGAAUCGUUUGUUUAUACCUCACUUUUUGUAUCCUCAGUAAAAUGUUGAUGAGGUUAAUCUGUUUUAUCACAACCCUGUAAGGUAAUUUAGAUUGAAAGAGGAGGGCCGCUGCGGCCAGCCAUGGUGCUUCCGAGGAGAGCAGAGAUUUGAACCCAGGUCUUUCCAGUCCAGUGGCUGUUUUCCUCAGUUCUCAUCUAACAGGCUAAAUUAGUUUGCAUCCUUCCCGCUGCCAACUUUCAUUUAUGCUCUGGCGUCCUGUGGCUUCCUUGGAGCGCCUUGCUAUGGAGAGCGUGCGCUGGGCGUUUUCCUAUGCCUCCUGGGUCCCCUGCCGUGAGGACUGGCUGCUGGCCAUGCGCCUCGUUCAGCCCGAAGAGAAGGAGCGCAUUGGUCAGUUUGUCUUUGCCCGUGAUGCCAAGGCUGCCAUGGCUGGUCGUCUGCUGAUAAGGAAAUUAAUUGCCGAAAAAUUGAACAUUCCUUGGAAUGAAAUACGGUUAGAAAGGACUUCAAAAGGCAAACCUGUCCUUGCAAAUGACAUAAGCAGUAACCGUUCCCCCUUCAACUUCAAUGUCUCUCAUCAAGGGAGUUACGCAGUCCUUGCAGCUGAGCCUGACCGUCAAGUUGGCAUUGAUGUGAUGAAGACGAGCUUGCCAGGAAGUGGUUCGAUUCCUGAAUUCUUCCGCAUUAUGAACCGGCAGUUUACGGAGGAAGAGUGGCGGACGAUCACAUCCAUGCCUAAUGAAUGGCUUCAGUUGGAUAUGUUUCACAGACAUUGGGCAUUAAAAGAGAGCUUUAUAAAAGCCAUUGGAGUUGGAAUAGGUUUCGAUCUUCAAAGGAUUGAGUUUAAUGUCUCCCCGGCACAGCUGGAAGUAGGAAAAACUUAUAAUGAGACAAUUAUGCUUCUGGAUGGCGAAGAAGAAAAGGACUGGACUUUCGAGGAGACCAGAUUGGAUAAUUGCCACCAUGUUGCAGUUGCUCUGGGGCAACCAGAGGGGUCUAAGGAGAAGCAUUCUGAGGUGCCUUGUAGGGAUGUGACCCAGACCGCCUUCACAACGCUGGCUUUUGAUGAUUUCGUUGCCUCUGCUGUUCCUCUCACACCUGAAGAUCCUGCCUGCUGGGAUAACUUUUGUUCUAGGCAGGAUUCACCAGCACGACAGAGUUCCAAUUCAAGAUAAAGCUGUUGACAAGAAAUGAAUUUGAGGGCACUCAAAGCCCACACGCUGUGCCUUUACCAGCAGGUCAUUUGUGUGUGUGUGGGGGGGUGUAUACUUGGAAAGAAGGGACGGAUGGUUAAAACUGCCUUUGAUUUAACACCUCAGCUUUUUUCUAGAUGAAGUGACCACCUUUUUGUCAGUUCUCUUCUUGGAGUUGGAUUUAUUCUCAGAUGUUGCCUAGGUUUUCCUGUUCCUCUAGCUCAGUGAUGGCAUAGCUCCCGCAGGGAAAUACCCGCUAACACAUGCGGCUGAGGUAAUUUUUUUUCUGAUUUUCACCCUCCCUUUCAUACUAUAGACAGUUCACCCCUCAUGCUGUUCCUGCCCAUCAAGACUAGGGUUUCAGGGAGCACUUCAGGCCGCAGUAGGAGCUGGGAGGUAGAGAAAAUUCAGUUCUGCUGACGCAAAUGCCUUCCAUGAGCAGAGAUUUACUACGGGAUCCAAAUUAUCAGGCUUUGGGGUUCCUUUUCAAAAUGGAACAGUCGCUGCAGCCUUCUUUUCUGCUCUUGACCUCCUGUGAUGUGGAACAUAAGAGUUUUCUCCCUAGAAUUCUACCCACAAUCAUUCUCUCUGAAGAAACUCUUUCUACCCAACCUCAUGCAUCUUUAAGGGCAAGAAUUAACCAAAUGAUGUCAAGGAAUAUCUUUGCUGUACUCAUAACGACCUGUGCCAUGUCAUAGGAAAUACAUGGCUGGGGGUAGAAGUACACACACUGUGAUAAUGGACACCAUAGUUUGCUAAUUUAUGAACGGGGCCUUGCUUCUGAUGGCACAGAUUUCUGUACCUCCAGUUGUUGCCCACACAAAUUUCCUUGAUUACUAGCGAACAAGGAGGAGGGAGUGUGUGCUAAUGUUGUUCUUCUCCAUCUCUGCAGUAAUAAUGGGUCUUUGGAGAAACCACAGCUAAAAUAAACAAGAGCUAAUAUUGGUACCAUACGUAGCUGCCUUGAAUCACUGGGGGGGUAUAAAUAUUGUAAUAAAUAAGUUGUUCAGCAAGAUUGAAUUCAGAGCUCUCCAUUUGCAAAACUGGACUGGGUUGGGUUUUUUUU
Gekko japonicus is the source of this 2323-nucleotide messenger RNA. RefSeq names its product aminoadipate-semialdehyde dehydrogenase-phosphopantetheinyl transferase (gene AASDHPPT). The record is from RefSeq and is a predicted model, not a curated record. The coding region runs from base 310 to 1239 and encodes 309 amino acids. Gene Ontology annotation, cellular component: cytosol. The transcript is spliced from 6 exons. Gene Ontology annotation, molecular function: magnesium ion binding; holo-[acyl-carrier-protein] synthase activity. Lineage: Eukaryota; Metazoa; Chordata; Lepidosauria; Squamata; Gekkonidae.